Molecule: messenger RNA, 8363 nt
Organism: Colletes gigas
Lineage: Eukaryota; Metazoa; Arthropoda; Insecta; Hymenoptera; Colletidae
Gene: by
Product: tensin-3
Exons: 20
Coding region: 2796-7595 (1599 amino acids)
Molecular function (GO): protein binding
Source: RefSeq, a predicted model, not a curated record
CAUAAUUUAUUACAAAAUAAAUUAGAAAGAAAUUUUAAAUAGCGUUAACCUUUACGUAGACAAUCUCAAGUGAAUUAUUUUACUUAAUGCUGAUUUUGGUAAAUGGAAAUCAAUUUUUCUUUAGACGUUUCAAAAAAUAAUGAACUAACGGAGGAUUACACAAACUUUCAAAUGAUUGACAUAUAUUAUACAAUAUUAGUUUAAACUUCGUUCAGAUAUAUUUCAUACAGCAACAUUUGUACGUAGACUCGAUAUGCGAUAUAACAAUUGUAGUGGUGCAGUUUAAUUAACUUCACAGAUCAUUACUCUGAUAAGGCAAUAAUGCACGUCGGCUGGUGCUAACCGAUAAACAUAAUCCAAGGAUCGCAGUUAAUCGGUGGCGAUGGCAGUGAGGUUUACACGACGGACUUUGAAAAACAAAACAGGAAUUGGUUGCGUGCUAGAGAUGGGAAAAAUUCUUACGUAAAUAAAGAUUUCGAGCGUAGAAAUAAAUUUUGCUGAUCAAAUAAAUAUUACGAAUUAAUUGUUGUACAUUAGUCUUACUAAAUACAUAUAUAUAAUAUGUAUAAAAUAUAGAAUACAAUGGUAGUUUUCCGGACACGAUUUGGCUGGCGUGUCUGUUCGUUACUUGCUGUUUCUACUUAUACCGGAUGUUCACACUAACCAAUAUAUUUUCAGAUUCAAUUUUCUUGAAAAUCAAAGUUGUACUACGAAUAAUGAAAUAACGUGCCUUUAAUAUAAUAAUUGCCUUUGCCGAAUCAAUUAUGGAAAUCCCACGCUAUAUUCGUUUAUGACUGUAGAUUCUAAUUUAUAUCAUAAACCUUGUUACCUAGAUUUGUCCAGGAAUUCCAAACGGUGAAGUAUAAAAACGUCGAUCCAAAGUGAAAGUAUUCUCUGCAACGAUGAACGAGUCUCGUUGCAUAUAAGAAAUUCCCCGAGCGCAUUUCUCGCGUGUCUCCUCUUCCAUUUAUUUGUCCGCCGGCGGAACAAUUUACGCGACAGAUUAACGGCGCGCGUGGAUAUCCUCCGGUAUCGAUAAGAAUCUGGUCAGGAAUCGGUCAGCGCGAGUCGUGAGAACUUCGAUCGGCACUGAUUUCUCCGGUGUCAUUGAGAAACCAUACUAGAUUUUACACGGCCGUAUCUAAUAGCCGGUCGAUCGAAAUCCAGUACCAGCUUGAAACACGAGACGCCACCGACGGAAGUACCGGUCGAAGGGUGAAAAGGGAUAGAGAGGGGAGGCAGAGGUUGGUAAUUUCGCGUGGGCGUCGGGAACUAGUUAUCGAAGGCUACCAGGUUCGAAUCGAGAAUGGCAGGUUCGACCCAACGCGGAAUUCCCCAUCGGGGAAUCACCGGUUUAAUUUAAUUAAAACCAUGGCGAAUCGCUAAACACCUGAUCCAUCCAUUUUCAUUAAAGACACUGCCUCGGUUUAUUACGAUCGCUCUUCAAAUGAUACGAGUUCCAGUCGCGUCCAUUUUUCACCGGCCCGCGAAAUCAAUCAUUCUUAUUAAUUGUACGCUGUGCAAUUUCGGUGUCAAAUGAGAAUAAUUACGGUUGCAAAUCGUUAACAAGAAUAGCUUUCUCGCAGCCGUACGCCGACCGUUGGAACGUUGAAAGCUAACAGGGCGAGAAUGAUGUAUCGUUUUUAGCGAAAUAAUUAUUGGGAAUCGUAAACGAGCGAUUCUAUUUACCUUAUUUUGAAUUUAUAAAUCUUCAAUAUGUGGUCGAUUUUAGACUUUUUUCAAUUACGCUACCAGCGUCACAAGUGCGUGUCGGUUUGUAAAAUUACUAAUUCCCAUUUAUUUAACGUCCUGGUAGCGAACGCGUUAGCAUAUUCUACCGUUUUACAGCGAAUCGUCUGGCGGUAGACUACACGACGCUUACAAGCAAUUCAAACCGACCCGCGACACUUAUCGGUUCACCGUAAUAUGUGAGCAUCAUUAGACCCUGGUAAAUGCAAUUCUCCUAAUUGCUACAGUAUUACAAUAUCGAUAAAUUCCUACUUGGUACAUAUUUUCUUCCCAAUACAAAAAACUUACGAAUCGAAUUGAUAUCAAACUUCGCUAGACAUCCUGCGAAUGGGUUACACAGAGCUAACUUAAGAUUGUCCCGCUUGGAUUAUUUAUAUCUUAAAAAGUGUCUACUCUUAAAAGGGAUCACUCUGCUAUCUUCCUGCGAGAGCACAUUAAAAUCCAAGCGGUUCGCUGGGAAGAAAAAGCUUCGACUCAUCGAUUCGCGUGUCCUCGUUCCCCCGCGAAUCGAUAAUCGCUUUCGAAAGGAUCUGGUGGGCCUAUCUGCGUCAAGUCACGCGAAUUCGGGGCGUGGAUUCGCGAACGAAUGGUUACGCUUUCGAGUGUCACGCGCCGAAGAUAUCCGCCAAGGACGCGGUUUCGCGUGUCGUCCGCGUUUCAGUGGCGUGACGGGAGCACGCGGGUCCGUCGAUUCCGAUUCGCAGAACUUAUUCCAGGUGACAUCCGUCGAUGCAACGUCGAAGUAAUUAGGAGACGAGGCCUCGGCGCGUGCGUCGUAGAAGAUCGUUUCGACUAAGUAUGCUGGCUCGAAAGAAAACUGCAGACGGUAGUGCACGACACUCUGUCGCAAUUUGCGCGUCGCGCCAUCGACUAUUUAUGCGUACGAAACGACGCGGAUGACUCUGAGAGCGUGAACGGAGAUCAACGAUCGCGAGACGAAAAGAAAGAGAAAAAGGGACUCGUGACGUUCGACCAGGCGCCAUUCGCGCGUGUCUUCGUCUUUGGUCGCUUCCUGGGGCAAGUUCGACGCGUGGAAUGCCCGCGGGAUGAAGGCAAAGUUGUCGCGAAAAGAGCUGGACAGCCUCUUCAGCGAGGGUGCUAGAUUCCGGGAUACCUCGCAGCAAAUCCACAAGCAAUGGCAGGCAGAUCCGGCAAGAGCAUUUCCAACAGUCGGCACUGUCACCACGGGUUCGGUUUCACCCGCUUCGGGGGAGAUUUCGACACCAAAUUCGACGCCAAGUCCGAGCCCUAGUCCGACCAAUAGUCAACAAGUCGUUCACAAUGGGGGAUACGAAGCACAGCCGAAAAAUGUUAACACCAUCUCCAGGAGCAAGCAGCAACAGCAGAUGCAGACGUCCUCGUCGGCGACGACACCCGCGAGGACGCCGGGCGUCGGCGCGGACGCGACGACGACAGGAUCGGGAAAGGGCGGAGGUCGAGUCACGGAAGUAAUGGAGUUUUGUUACGUCACCGAAAGGAUCAUUGCUCUUUGGUACAGAGAGGAUGCCCAGGGAGUCCUUGAACACGCCACUACGCUCCUGCGAGGGAAGCACGCGGAUAAUUAUAUGAUUUUCAAUCUGUCGUCACCCGGUCGCCCAGGAGAGCCAAAUACCAGAGAAGCAGGCUGGCCCCAGGGAUUGGCGCCCAGUUUGGAGAGACUCUGCGCCCUAUGCAAGGAGCUGGACUCCUGGCUGAACGGUGCUCCAAAUCGCGUGGUCGUUCUUCAUGCCAGGGGAAACAAGCAACGAUUGGGUGUGGCAGUUUCCGCGUACAUGAACUACAGCAGCAUCUGUGGUGGACGCGAUCAGGCGCUGGACAGGUUUGCGAUGAGGAGAUUCCUCGAUGACAAAAUUGGAUCUCUGCAGGUUCCGUCACAUCGAAGGUACAUCAAGUAUUUCAGCGGACUGCUCUCGGCCUGUUUGAGAAUAAGCCAGUCGCCCCUCUAUUUAACGCACCUGACGGUCCUCGGUGUUCCGCUCUUCGAGCCCACGGGUUGUCGAGCGUUCCUCAAAGUCUACGAAGGGCUAACACCCGUCUACACUUCAGACCUUUACUCCGUGACGAAUGCUCGAGAAUUCACGGUUAAUCUCGGCGGUCUUCGUCUGAGGGGGGACAUACUGGUGAAAUGUUACCACAGGGUGUACUCGAAGCAGAGCCGGGAAGUGAUGUUCUCCCUUCAGUUCCACACCUGCGUAAUUACGGAGAACGUGGUGUCCUUCCCGCGUUCGGAGCUGGACGUUGCUUGCGACGAUCCCCGAUGCCCGCCCGACAGCGUGGUGACUCUCUACUUCGCCACCGACGCCAAGCGUCAGGACGGCCCGGUGCCGGCACCGACGCCCGCCGUGCCCCACGCAUCGGCCCACCACGACCCCAUACUGCACUGGGACAGCUACACGAAUCUCGAAAUCAGCGAUGACGAAGGACGAGAAACACCAUUAUCACCGCCGCCACCUUCAAGUUCCUCCGUUCAGACGUCACCUCGCGGAUUGGGUUACACCUGCGGUCCCAUAGAUGGAUCUUUGUACGCUGUGGUACACCAGGGUGCUGCCGGUGGUGCCCGUGGUUCACCAUUGACGGUUUCCAUGGACAGCGGCAUCAGCAGCGCUCCGCCACAGCGACCUAGUCCGCCUGAGCCAGAGCCGGAUAAUCAGGCUCAUGGUGAUCUUGACAAGCUCCUCCACGAUAUGAUGCUUACUGUCGAGUCGAUGCCGGAUCCUCCGUCGGAGGACUACAGAACGGACAGGAGCGAGAAGAUGUACAUUCAAGAGACCCGCAGCUACGCGAGCAGCCAUACCCCGUCGACGUAUUCCACCCUGAAGGACUCGUACAGGAGCUACAGUGCUGGCAAGGAGUCCAGCCCGCCGUACAACUCGAGCAGCAGCUACAGCACUCUGAAGAACGAGUAUCGAGAGCCAGGAAAAAUCGAGCACCGAAGGGAGGAGUACGAGUAUCGCGUGUCGCCCGAUCGAAAAAUCUCCGAGUCCUCGAACGACUCAUACAGAAAGCACACAGACUCGUUCUCGCCGCCCGGGAACAUAGAUUUCAUCGACGAGGACAUCCCCUAUCACGCCAGACAGACCAGCCAACCGUUUUCCUACGGCGCUACCACGGACAUGAUCAAACAUCAGAAACUUUCGUCGCCGUCUCUGGUCAGAAAGGCUUCCGUGCGCGGCGUGGCGCCCGUCGUGGACUUCGAGGACAUCCUCGGGGAGAACUCGAGGAGACCCAUCAGCCCUUUGAGCCCCAACACGCCGGAUCCACCGCCAGAAUUCGCCAACGGGCCCGUCAAGAACAGUUCGGACCACGUCGAUGGAUUAUCGUGGCUGAGGCAACAGCAAUUGAAACUUGCCGCGAGAAGGGACGAAAGGAAUCCGGGGAAGCUGUGGCGGCAGGAAACCGGAAACCGCGUGAUCGGGGAGCUGCGGAGCUUGCAGAGGGGUAGGUUGAGGCACGAUGGAUACGCGAGCGAUUCUGCGGUCCUCGACGAUGACGACGACGCGUGGAUACCGAAUUCCGUCAGUGGACAGAUGCAAUCGAGACCGCUUCCAUACACCUCCGCGCCAGCAAGUCCUCUGCUUCCGCAACGAUCGAGCAGCCGGAAGUACAACGGUACCGUCGGGGCCGGCACUCUGGGACGACCACGAGCAGAAAGUGUGAACGAACGUCCCUUCAUGUCCGUGAAACGGGCUUACGAGUGCCGCAAAUACAGCGACAGUCAGAGCCCUCCGACAUCCCCUCGCUCAGGCUUAGCAGCCGCGCAACCCUUAGGAUUAGCAAUGCAGCAACAAGCAACGUUCGUUAACGCGGAGAAACCACAGCCGCCGCGGCCAGAGUCGCGCAGCGACAGUUUCGUACGCGCCGACGCGUUGCUGCGCGAACACCGCCACCAGCAACAGCAAUUGGCCAGCAACAGUCACGCGGAACAGAAGCACACGAUCGGUCACGAUUACGGGCGAAACUGUCGGCCCGAGUCGCGAAACCGAAUCGUCGAGUAUCAGACCUGCUCCAUGACCACCAGCAACGACAGGACCAUCGAUCACGUGGACGCCGGAUUGCUGGCUGUCGUUGAUCAGCAAUCGACCACUCAGAUCGCUACUGACCGUCUCGUGAGCCUCAUUAAAUCACUGGCUGAAAUUUCGCCCGUUCGCUCGCCUCCAUCUGUGACUAACAAGUCCGCGAAUGAUCAUCCCGCGAGCAUCAGCCCAGCAGCGACCAUGACAACUGCCAGUGGCCACGUUGCUAACGCCAUCACCACUAAUUGCUCCCCUAACCAGUCGCCCAAAGCAUGGCAGAAUUGCACCCAGUCGCACAAUGACUCUGCGUCAUCGUGGACCGAGAGGAGCGUCAGUCCCGGAAGCGCGAUGGUCGGCAAUGCAUCGAGGCCGCAAACCCCAGCGUUUCCGGUUCACCCUCGAACGCCGUACGUCAACAACUCCUCGCCAACGGUGACGUUUGCCGCCGAUCGCGCUUACGCCACGUCGAACACCAGCUACAACGUGAACAACAACAACAACAACAACGUGAACCACGUCGAAACGGCCGGGAACAACAACAACGUCGGGAACUAUGGAAGCGAACGAACGAUCUACAUCGAAGAACGAAGAGAAGUCUCGAAGGAAACGGGACUUCCACCCAAGAGUCCGACAACACAGAGACGCUUGAGUUUCCCGGCAAGCGGGCCACUUAAACAAACGCAUAACAAACGAUGGCCGCUCACUAACCAAUCGGCGUCGUUCGACUAUAGCAAGGACCGAUCUGUUUCUCCGAUAAACGAGUCGACGAUGUCGCAUUCGCAAGCUGUCUCGCGCAGUCCUGGUACACCGACUCACAUUGAAUUCGCCCAAAGUCCGAAGAGUGCCGCAUCGUACACCUCCAUAAACAGCGGUGGUCAGUCGUCUCCUCAGGUCCAGUAUUACGGUUCGAGAAGGUCGAGCGUUCAUUCGAACACAGAACCUCAAGAAGUAGCCGAUGCCAAUGUUAAAUUUGUGCGCGACACCAGCAGGAUCUGGUACAAGCCAAACAUAUCUCGCGAGCAAGCAAUCUCGAUGCUGAAGGAUGAAGCGCCAGGGACGUUCGUGGUCCGGGACAGCAACUCCUUCCCAGGAGCCUUCGGGCUCGCUCUGAAGGUAGCAACUCCGCCUCCAGGCGCCCCGAGCAGCCCCAGAGAUCCGUCGAGCGAACUGGUCAGGCACUUUUUGAUCGAACCCACCUCUCGCGGCGUUAGGCUGAAAGGUUGCGCGAACGAGCCAGUCUUCAGCUCGCUGUCGGCGCUGGUUUACCAGCACAGCCUAAUGGCGAUGGCUCUGCCUUGCCAGCUGCUGCUUCCGGAACCGGAAGCCGCGGCCAGAGCCCUCGAUUCACCGGGCGCGAACAGCGCGCAACAGUGGUUCGUGCAGGGUGCAGCGUGCAACGUUUUAUAUCUUUUCACCAUGGACACGGAGUCGCUGACCGGGCCUCAGGCCAUCAAGAAGGCCGUCACAACCAUGUUCGAACAGAAACCACUGCCCGCCGCGACCAUAGUUCAUUUUAAAGUGUCCUCGCAGGGAAUAACACUCACGGACAACGCACGGAAGCUUUUCUUCCGUAGACACUAUCCAACGAACAACAUCAGUUACUGCGGAUUGGACACAGAAGAUCGCAUUUGGGAUUUCGCCAGCGAAGAAACCGGACGACCUGUCAGUGCUCAUCGCUGCUUCGGGUUCGUGGCGAGAAAACCAGCCCACAAGUCGGACAAUCAGUGUCACGUGUUCGCGGAACUGGAGCCGGAACAGCCCGCGACGGCCAUCGUGAAUUUCGUCAACAAAGUCAUGAUGGGGAACUCCGUGUCCAAGGCCAACAUCGUCUAAGAAUCAUCUCGUUUCAUCGAGUCUCUGAGAUUCUCGCAUAAGUGUUUCAUCCUCGAGCUCAGACGACUGAUCCAUCGAAUAAAAAAAAAAAAAAAAAAGAAUUAAUAUUAACAAAACGAAAACGAUUUCUCGACGAGAAAUAUAUAAACGGCUCGAACGUCGUGACGAAGAGGAAGCUCUCGAUGUACUCCCGCGACAGAGGGUCUCGUCGAAACAAUUUUUACGGUUCGAAACGACGCUAGCUGACUUUCGUAAUAAGUCUUCAUGCAUCUCGUGAAACGUAGAGUCGAGUCAGUAGGGCAUGAACAGUGUUCUAAACAGUUACAAGUAGCACUUAUCCGAUAGGGGUUGAACCGGAACUCGAUUCCAUCCUUCGCGUCGGUGAUCGUACGCUUGAGAAGUGAACGUUGUUAACGAUGAUCGUUACUGUUGGUAAUUAUCUUAGCAAUUAGUAGAGUAAUAUAAACGGCGCUCGCGACACGGUACGACGAUGCUGUUCGAGCUCGAUCGAACGUUACGAACGAUCUCGCUUUUACGAUACUUUCCCGCGGCGGAAGUUUUCGCGAUCGGAAGUCGUGGCUCGAACGAAACCCGUUCCAAACGACGUCUAAAUCACGGAACGCAACGUUGUGCCUGGCCACGAGCGCGAAACUAUUACGCGAACGUAUCGAUAGCUGGUUAGCCGUAGUCGACGAGCAUCGGCCGCGAACAGUGGUUCCGCGUCGCGUGUCUCGAUCGAACGAAAGCAAAGCUGAAAACAGAAAAAGA